CAAAAACAAAAGGCGGGAUAUUUUUAUCAGCACAAUGUUCACAGCAGUUCACAGUAUUACUUUAAUCAUGGCAAGUCAAACACAAGGAAUUCAGCAGUUAUUAGCUGCUGAAAAACGUGCUGCAGAAAAAGUAUCUGAUGCCAGAAAACGCAAACAAAAACGUCUAAAAAAGGCAAAAGAAGAAGCUCAAGAGGAAAUUGAAAAGUAUAGACAAGCACGAGAAAUACAAUUCAAAGAUUUUGAAUCGAAAUUUAUGGGAUCUCGAGAAGAUGCUGCAGGAAAAAUUGACGCUAAAACAGUUGAUAAAAUCGAAAGCAUGUCAAAAGCACUUAGCUUUAAUAAGGAUAUAGUUAUUCGUGAUAUUCUCUCAUUUGUUUACGCCAUAAAUCCAAAAGUUCAUAAAAAUUUUCUCCUAAAAAUGUUAAAUUAAGCAUAAAUUGUGAAUAUAUAUCCUCGCGAAUUUUCCUUUAAUUACUGUAUUCUUGGUUUUCAUCCAUCAAAAAGCUAUAAGGUGUUAAAAGUCUGAGGAUGC
Chironomus riparius is the source of this 532-nucleotide messenger RNA. The record is from the annotation of a GenBank genome assembly. NCBI's taxonomy places the organism in Eukaryota, Metazoa, Arthropoda, Insecta, Diptera, Chironomidae.